Molecule: messenger RNA, 1431 nt
Organism: Mangifera indica (mango)
Lineage: Eukaryota; Viridiplantae; Streptophyta; Magnoliopsida; Sapindales; Anacardiaceae
Product: enoyl-[acyl-carrier-protein] reductase [NADH], chloroplastic-like
Exons: 13
Coding region: 181-1362 (393 amino acids)
Biological process (GO): fatty acid biosynthetic process
Molecular function (GO): enoyl-[acyl-carrier-protein] reductase (NADH) activity
Source: RefSeq, a predicted model, not a curated record
CUUUCUUUUAUAAUUCCAAAGUUGCCAGCACUUCACUUCAAACCAAACUUUGAUUUCAUCGAAACUGAGCCAUACUUAAACUCUAACUACCAACUCACACAUGUGCAACUUUAUAUUCAUUGCACCUUCUCUCUCAAUUCUCGGCAUUGCCAAGGUUGUUGUUACUUUAAGAGUCUUCAAAUGGCUGCGACGCUGACUUCUGGGACACAAAUGGCAGUCAUUAAGUCUUGUUUUUCAUCGUCUCACAAAAGUUUUAUGCCCACUAGAGCAAGUAUUAGUACUGAGAAUCAGAACUCAUCUUGGAAGAGUCUUGCAAGCUCUUCUAGGAUAGUGUCUAUGGAUCCAUCGCUCCAGAGCCUCGCUGUGAGGCCUGUUAAAUCUGUUAAGUUUGUAACAAGAGCAAUGUCUGUUGAAAAUGAGAACAAGCCUCUACCAGGAUUGCCUGUUGAUUUGAGAGGCAAAAGAGCUUUUAUUGCCGGUGUGGCUGAUGACAAUGGAUAUGGUUGGGCAAUUGCAAAAGCUCUCGCUGCUGCGGGCGCUGAAAUUCUUGUUGGGACCUGGGUGCCUGCAUUGAACAUCUUUGAAAGUAGUCUACGGCGUGGGAAGUUUGAUGAAUCACGCAUGUUGCCAGAUGGAUCAUUGAUGGAAAUUACCAAAGUUUAUCCAUUGGAUGCAGUUUUUGACAAUCCUGAUAGUGUUCCUGAAGAUGUAAAAACAAACAAACGCUACUCUGGGUCCUCAAAAUGGACUGUUCAGGAGGUUGCUGAAUCUGUAAAACAGGAUUUUGGUAGCAUUGACAUCCUAGUGCAUUCUCUCGCAAAUGGGCCAGAGGUUAGCAAGCCUCUUCUGGAGACCUCGAGAAAUGGAUAUCUUGCCGCCAUAUCUGCGUCAAGUUAUUCUUUUGUUUCUUUACUCAAGCAUUUCGUACCUAUAAUGAAUCCAGGCGGUGCCUCAAUCUCUCUCACAUACAUUGCUUCCGAAAGGAUCAUUCCAGGAUACGGUGGAGGCAUGAGUUCUGCGAAGGCUGCUUUGGAGAGCGAUACGCGUGUGCUGGCUUUUGAAGCUGGAAGAAAACAUAAAAUCAGAGUUAACACAAUAUCUGCAGGUCCUUUAAGAAGUCGGGCUGCUAAAGCGAUCGGUUUUAUCGAUAUGAUGAUUGACUACUCAUUGGAAAAUGCACCCUUACAGAAAGAAUUAACUGCAGAGGAGGUAGGGAAUGUUGCAGCCUUCCUGGCCUCACCAUUGGCAUCGGCAGUCACCGGUGCAGUUGUGUAUGUGGACAAUGGUCUCAAUGCAAUGGGAGUGGGAGUUGACAGUCCAAUAUUUGAAAACCUUGACAUUCCAAAAGAUAAGAGAAGCUAAGAGCUUGAAUAUAGUUCACUGAAUUUUGAUUUAGCAUAAUAAAUAUUGCUUCCCACUUGAUUUCUUCCA